AUGGCGUUUAAUGAUUGCUUUAGUUUGAACUAUCCUGGCAACCCCCAGCCAGGGGAUUUGAUCGAAGUGUUUCGUCCUGGCUAUCAGCACUGGGCCCUUUACUUGGGUGAUGGUUAUGUUAUCAACAUAGCACCUCUAGAGGAUGGCAUUCGUGCAUCAUUUAUAAGCGCCAAGUCUGUAUUCAGCAGAAAGGCCCUGGUGAAGAUGCAACUUUUGAAAGAUGUUGCAGGAAAUGACACAUACAGAAUAAACAAUAAAUACGAUGAAACAUACCCUCCUCUCCCCAUAGAAGAAGUCAUGCAACGGUCAGAGUUCGUUAUUGGACAGGAGGUGAAAUACAACACACUAAUCAACAACUGUGAGCAUUUUGUGACUUGGCUUCGCUAUGGAGAAGGCGUUUCAGAGCAGGCCAACCGAGUAAUAAGUACCAUUGGGUUUGUGACAGCUGCUGCUGGUGCCUUCUCAUUUUUGGGCUUGUUUCCAAAAAAACAAAGAGCAAAACACUAUUUACUGAAGAGGUAUUGGAACUGA
Rhinolophus ferrumequinum (greater horseshoe bat) is the source of this 531-nucleotide messenger RNA. It is a transcript of the gene PLAAT1, whose product is annotated as phospholipase A and acyltransferase 1. Gene Ontology annotation, molecular function: A2-type glycerophospholipase activity; glycerophospholipid phospholipase A1 activity. Gene Ontology annotation, cellular component: cytoplasm. The transcript has 3 exons. The coding region runs from base 1 to 531 and encodes 176 amino acids. Gene Ontology annotation, biological process: N-acylphosphatidylethanolamine metabolic process. Lineage: Eukaryota; Metazoa; Chordata; Mammalia; Chiroptera; Rhinolophidae. The record is from RefSeq and is a predicted model, not a curated record.